This is a messenger RNA of Ananas comosus (pineapple), 815 nucleotides long. Its product is annotated as zinc transporter 10-like. The transcript has a single exon. The record is from RefSeq and is a predicted model, not a curated record. Lineage: Eukaryota; Viridiplantae; Streptophyta; Magnoliopsida; Poales; Bromeliaceae. Bases 265 to 774 code for a protein of 169 amino acids.
GGUUAAACAUGAGUUAAAUGUAUACUAGAGUUAAAACCUAUAUAAAAUACCUAUUUUACCCCUAACUUAUUAUGCCAAUUCCUUAAGUUAUCCUCUUUCUCUCCCAAAGUCCCAACUUGAUCGCCGACUCCUCCGCCUCCAUGUCGCCGGCUCCCGCUGCCGGCGGGGCGGAAGCGGCGGCGCCUCCUGAGCACGGAGAGCGGGUUCUUCGCCCUCGCCAAGACCUUCGCCGCAGGCAUCAUCCUCGCCACGGGCUUCAUCCACAUGCUCUACGACGUCAAGGCCGCGCUCACUGACCCCUGCCUCCUCCGCUUCCCCUGUCGCUCCUUCCCCUUCUCCGGCUUCGUCGCCAUGGCCGCCGCCCUCGCCACCCUCGUCCUCGACUUCCUCGCCACCCAGUUCUACGAGCACAAGCACCGCGCUGCCGCCACCGCCGAGACCGACGCCACGGCAGAGGACGACGAGGGGCGCUCCAUCACCACGGCGGCGCUGGAGCCACCCGUGGACGAGGACGAGGACGAGGGCUCCGCCAAGGGCGGCAACGCGGUGCACAUCGUCAGGAUGCGCGCGCACGCGGCGGCACACGGCCACAGCCACCACCACCACGGCCACGCCCACGGCCACGCGCACAGGCACGCGCACGAGGAUGGGGACAAGGGCCAGGUCUCCUUGCACGUGCGCCACAUCGUCGCCUCCCAGGUGCUCGAUCUAAAGUCUAAACCACCCCUAUUAGCUGUACAUAUCAUCCUGUCACUAAUGACAAUUAUUAAGUAAUUAGCGCUUAAUUAUUUAAUAACUAUGUUCCUGUAAAUCAA